Cheilinus undulatus (humphead wrasse) is the source of this 8259-nucleotide messenger RNA. It is a transcript of the gene socs5b, whose product is annotated as suppressor of cytokine signaling 5b. The record is from RefSeq and is a predicted model, not a curated record. Gene Ontology annotation, cellular component: phosphatidylinositol 3-kinase complex. Gene Ontology annotation, biological process: intracellular signal transduction; phosphatidylinositol phosphate biosynthetic process. Gene Ontology annotation, molecular function: 1-phosphatidylinositol-3-kinase regulator activity. Bases 310 to 1998 code for a protein of 562 amino acids. NCBI's taxonomy places the organism in Eukaryota, Metazoa, Chordata, Actinopteri, Labriformes, Labridae. The transcript is spliced from 2 exons.
GUCAUAUUGGCUGCGAGGAGCAGCAGCGAGCACGGUUGAGAAGAAGACCCCCACCAUGACGAAGAACGGGCUUUCGCUGCCCUUAAAAAUAUUCUAGCCUUUUAAUUUUUUUACUAGUAUUUAACUAAAUAAUUUGAAGAUAAUCGGGAUGAUACCGUCAAGUAUCCGCGAACCUUUAGUGCUUUCAUCCGACACCGUGGUCCGCCAGGGGGAUGUAUGCCUGACUUCUCCUAAUAGCCAUUUUUUGCAGACAAAGAGAGCCUGUGAAUAGAGCUUUCAAAGGCAUACGGCUCCCCGGGGCUCCUGUUGAUGAAGAAAGUGGGCAACAUGUGGAGCAACCUGAAGAGCAAAUGUCAGACUCUGUUUCACAGCAGCAGCUCAGGACCUGGAGAAGGUAGGCCGGACGCAGACGCUGUCCACUGCGUGCUUGACCUAGGACAAGGAGACAGCUCUGAGGAGGCUCAGGCUGCAGAAGCUCCAAGCCCAUCGCGGAGCCUCAUGCCUGUUCCCAUGGUAACAGCAGGACGCCGUCAUCACAACUGCGUGUCAGACAUCCCUCAGAUAGUAGAGAUCACUCUGGAUAAGGACACUGAGGAUGUGAGAGGGGGCUCAGGUGGGGUUCCUCUCGCCCGCAGAGACUCUUAUUCCCGUCAUGCCCCAUGGGGGGGCAAGAAAAAACAUUCAUGUUCCACCAAAACUCAGAGCUCACUGGAGGCAGACCGACGGUCUGGCCGUUUACGGGGGAGUGGGAACCGCAGGGACCGGCGUUAUGGCGUCAGCUCCAUCCAGGAAAUGAGCGACUCUGUUUCUGCUGGGCGCGGUCUGAAUGCUCGUUCUCUUAGACAGAGGCUGAGUGACACAGUGGGUCUAUGUUUGCCCCUCCCCCCUCGUAGACGCUCACGCUCGGCGAAGAACCCAGUGACCUCCAAACGAAAGAUCCACCUGACAGAGCUGAUGCUGGAGACCUGCCCCUUUCCUCCUGGAUCAGACCUCGCUCACAAGUGGCACCUGAUCAAACAGCACACAGCGCCAGUCAGCCCGCAUUCCUCCACCGCCCUGCUUGAUGCCUUUGACCCAGCCCAUCCCUCCCCUGAGGACGAGGAGGAGCGUCUGCGUGAACGCCGUAGACUCAGCAUUGAGGAAGGUGUGGACCCCCCACCCAACGCACAGAUUCACACCCUGGAGGCCUCCGUGCCGGGUUCCUCUCUCUACAAACUGGGACCAAAGAUGGCCCCUGGCAUGGGGGAGGCCUCUGGGGAGGCACGGGCCUCAGGGUCCAGUAGCUCUUCAGGUGCUGCUUCAUCAGGGGCCUGUGCAUCGUUGUUGGGUGCUGCAUCGGCUCAGGACUGUGACUCAGAGGAGGACUCAACUACGCUCUGUCUGCAGGCUCGGAGGCCCAAACAGAGGCACGCAUCAGGGGACGGACAUGUCAGCCGACAGCAACCAGGGCCCUGGAAGGUCCACACCCAGAUAGACUACAUCCACUGCCUGGUCCCAGACCUGUGGCAGAUCACAGCUCUGCCCUGCUACUGGGGCGUGAUGGACCGUUAUGAAGCAGAGGCGUUGCUUGAUGGGCGGCCGGAGGGCACCUUCCUGCUGCGUGACUCGGCUCAGGAGGUCUACCUCUUCUCCGUUAGCUUCCGCCGUUACAACCGCUCGUUGCAUGCCCGCAUCGAGCAGUGGAACCACAACUUCAGCUUUGACGCUCACGACCCAUGUGUGUUCCACUCGUCCACUGUCACAGGGCUGCUGGAGCACUACAAGGACCCCAGCGCCUGCAUGUUCUUUGAACCGCUGCUCACAGCGCCCCUCAAUAGGACCUUUCCCUUUGGCCUGCAGCACCUGGCUCGGGCCGCCAUCUGCCGCUGGACCACUUACGAUGGUAUAGGCUCUCUGCCGCUUCCCCCCGCCCUGCAGGACUUCCUCAAGGAGUAUCACUAUAAACAGAAAGUACGAGUCCGCUGGCUGGAGAGGGAACCGCCAACCAAGGUCAAAUAGGGCGGGGCCUCUCUUAGCCUGCACACACGCUGCAGGAGGAUUACACAUGGUGAAGAGCUCCUCAUUAGAGCUGUAGAGACAUCACUCUGUUUCUGGUGGGGGAUGAAAUCUAAAUGUAACAAGCUAUACAAGAUUCAUUCUAAUCUUUGUUUUAGUUAUUACUUACAUCACAGAAAAUACAUAUGAUUAUAUUCAGUAUAACGCUGUCUGGCAAGCACAUGUUUUUGUGUUGAACAGGUUGUUUUGACCAGGAGGGAGACACAAAUAUCACAGCUUUGUGUCUUUUCUCUCCUGCUCUGUGCUAAAUGUCUGCCUGAUCCCACCACUUCAUCACCUGCCUGUACACCUGCCUGCAUGCCUCCCUCUUCAUCCCAAACUGCUAUUGAAGCCCACACGGCUCCAUUGUACAGUUCACAUUGUGCUCUCCCUUUUUUCUUUCUUCCUGAGCUUGUCAAAGCACCGAAUGGAGCACCUUCACAGGAGGUGUGUGUGGGCGGAGAGGGCAUCUGGAGGUGCUAUUGGUGUAUUGCAGUCACAGCUCGUCCCAUGGACAGAGCUACAUACUUCAGCAUCUCUUUGCACACGUGAGCUUCAGCUGAGAUGGGACAGAAUCGGAGAGAUCAGGGAAAUUAAGUGAGGAUGUUAGAUUAGUCUUGAAACACAGGCUCCUCCUCAAGCAGUUGUGGUGACAGAUGAUCAGUAUGCUAUGUCGAGAGCAAGCCGAACUUGUCGACUUUAUUCCCACUUUGUGCUCAUUUCAAAGCAGAAGGACAGACUCUAAAGAAAUAUUCAGGCCUUUGUUGUAGGUGUGAAAGCAGUCAGCUCUGUGGUGCAUACAUAAACAUAGUAUAAUUUAGGGAAACACUGGAGCAUUUUGGUGUCUUUAUAAAAAUAUAUAUUUGGCUUCACACUUUAGUUUUACACCUGCUUCCUUCAGUCAACAUCUUUGGGGGUAUUUUACAUACAGAAAGCAUCAACCCUGCAUGUCCCAAACUACUUUUUAAGGAAUUAGUAUCCUCAUUUUUUCAUGUGGAAUUGAUUAUCAAUCAGAAAGUUGUGUUUAUGCUCAUCACAGAUUCUCAAAUUGAAUUACUAUUCUUAACUAAAAGUCCAUAACCCAAAUAAGAAAGAUUGAUCCCUUUAAAGGCUGCAACAAGCCACUUUAGGUAUUUCUGCUUAUGACAAGUACAGGCCAAUAAUUAAAAUAGAUGUUGAUUUAUUGCCGCAGCUUUUUAAAUUUUAUUUUAGACACUUGUUUUUCUGUAACUUCCACAGAGGUCAGCAAACAUUUCUUUUUGCCUCCUCAUAUUAAAACUGCCUCCGAACUCUAAAUUAGCCCGACAGAAGAAACAUAAUUUAUAUAUAUGUGAUGUAACCUUAAUUUCUGUUUUCUCUUAACUUAUGUGUUGUUUAAAAAUAUAUUUAUUAAUUUCAGAAAACAAUCCUUUAAGCCACAGCGAAAGGGGACCUUAUGUUACUUAACCUGCAUCUGGCAGAUCUGAGGUGCUAAUUUAAUUCCCUGGUUUACGGUGAUGGCUUCCACACAUCACAGCUUAAUUUUAGAAGGCCUCACCCAUGACUAAAUCUUAAUUGCCCAGUGUUUUUAGUAGUAGUAGUUAAAGCGUUGACUGCAGCUGACACUCAUUUGAGUUAUGUAAUCUGACUGGCUGUAGUUGUGUGUCUGUGUGCAAACGUGAAUAGAGCUGCAACAUUAAGGACUAUAAGUCCACUCCCAUUUUGUCAGUUAAAUCUCUGCACUUUUAUUUAAAAGCAACAGCAUCUCAGGCUGGCAACUGGACAUAUCAAGACUCAGAAUAACCCUGGAGUGAUCUAAGGGUUUUUAUCCAAAGCUUAAUUAUCCACACAGGCCUCCUCCUCUCCAAAACAAGCAGAAACUGUGAAUAAAACCUGUAAAAACACAGAAUAAUGCAGUAUCAUGUUUAAAAUCUCUCCAAAACACUUUAAAAGGGUUGCAAGCCAAGCUGUUGAUAAUUGAAGCAUAACAUUUUUUUUUAUUUUGGAUUCCUAGUUAUCAUAAACUCUGUGUUUAUGAUGAAAGUGAUAUGUUUUAAAAAUGUAAGGAAGUUGUCAGCUGACAGUCUGUGCUCACAGAAACUCCUAACAUGUGUAUUACAGGUACCACAGGUAGAGGAAAAUAUCCUAAUCUUGAUAUUCGAAAAUAAACGUCAUUGACUGACAAAAUCAGGGUGUCAGGAGUCAGAUGCAAUCCAGGAGCUUGUUCUGGACAAAAACGCUGUUGGCUAGUUGGGCAUUUCUGUUGUGCUUGAAUUAUGGACACAAAGAAAUCUUAACCUCAGUGCCUUUUUAGAAAAUUGUGAAUUUUGUUUUAGUUUGUAGUCCAAACCUGAAAUAAGAGGUGCUUCAAAGACACUGAGACUGAAUAAAUAAAGAGCUCAAAGCUUAAUUAAUGGUGCACAGUCCAGUUUUUGUUGUUGUUAACGUGUUUGUGGUGCUAUGACAGAUUUAAAUGUUUUACAAUACAUUGGAUAAACAUGUCUCUAACCUCAUAAUGGCUAGUAUUAAACUAGUUGUGGAUUCAUUUGCAGCCUUGCUGUUGAAUAUUUCAGAGCAAGAUAUCAACAUCCAAUCUUCACAUGCAGUCUAUAAGCAGAAAUACAGAUCCUAAUGAGAGGGCAGAAAGCCAAACUUUACUGUGAUGAUCACAAACGGUGUUUAAGCACACACACGCUGCCUGGAUUGAUAAAGCUGGGAAGGACAACUUUUAUGGAACCAGCAAAACAUUUGUAAAGUUUUCACCAAGGGCUGGAUGAGGCAGCAAGAUGUGAUGUUUUUUCUUUUUUUCUAAAGAUAUGCAUCUAUAGUUAUAACUAGUGUUUAUGGUAUAAUUAUAUAUUAUAUAAUUAUAAGAAAGCAGGACCCUGAAGAAACCAGAAAUAAAGCAGUUUCCCUUUAAAAUCCGGUAGCCCUCAAUACAACCAAAAAGCUACUUGCUAUGGGACUGGCAAGCUGAUGUCUGCUUUGGGCAGAUGGGUAAUUACAGAUUUCAUUAACACCGAAACCAGCUGGAAUUUUUUUCUCUGCAGAUUUUGCAUUCCCUGAGCAUAAUUGAUUUGAUUUCGCAAAUGUAUUGCAAAAUGUGCUGCAUAGAUCGCCUACCCUUGCUUAAAAAUCUAAAUGGCCUAAAACUCGUAAGAGCUUGUGUGCAUAUGAGUGUGUGAGUCAAGAAAAGCCUCUUUAUUUAAAAAGAAAUGUCAUUUAAGGAACUUGAAAUCUAUUCAGAUGUGAACCCUGAAGGUCAGGUGUAAAACUAACAUUUCAGAGUUAUCCAAUCAUUCUGGUCACUGCAGUUAUCUUAAAAUCUGUUUUAUGAAUCGUAUGGGUGUCUGUUUGUGGGGCUCUCCUAGAGAGAGAUAGGAUCAAACUUAUCCUAUGUGACAGUUUUGAUUAUGCUCAGCAGUCAACAAGGUGCAGUUUUCACCAUCAAGGGUUGCACUCCUGUUAGCUGUAAUAUGGUAGUUGAGCUCUCAGCAUGCUGUGAUUCUUGUGAAGUACGAACUCGCAGCCCACAUGUCGCUCUGCCUUAAGAAUUUGGAGUCUUACUAAUAAAAUGGCACACCGCAAGGUUUGUCUGCUUAACUAUAUGCAAACAUUUUCUUUGAACGCAUAAUGACUAUUGGGGAGAAAAGCUGUUAAAAAGUGAUGCCAACCCCCACCCACUACUACUAGGACUCUAUUUAGCCUUCUACGUUGUGAGCUUUAAAGCAGCAAUAAUAAUGGAAUUUGGCUUUCAGUAGCAUCAGUUCUUGUGUUGUGAUUGUGGCAGACUUGUGGUCAUGAGAGUCCAGGUCUCUGCACUUUAUACAGGUAUGUUUGUCGCACUGGUCUAGGAUGCAGCCAACUUUUAGGACUGAAAAAAAAAAGAAAAUUAAAAGUAUUAUUUUAUUGUACAUCUCAAACUUUAUAUCAGUCUGCCUAAACAUGAUGUUUUUAUCAGGCAGGAUCCCGGUCUGAUUAUGGUAAAUGGAUCGUAAUUACUGACCUUUUCCCUCUUAAAUUUCAACCACCUCUACUUUACUCUUAAACAUGACUCAUGUUAGCUCAUCUGGAGGAGUGGGGGGUAGCUGGGAAUAAAGUUUACAUCUGGCUUGCUUCAUGUGCACUUUUCAGGAUUUUUAUUGAAUUUUACCUCUUUUUUAAAACUAUCCUGCUUACUGUCAUCUGUCACCUGAAUCCAAAGUCCUGCCCCUCUCACAGGCUUUUUUUUUUACUGUGAUUGGGUAAAUCUCCUAAUGUGAAAAAUAAACUGAAGGCUGUUUUUGCCACUGUUUCUGUGAGGUUAACAUCAAGGAGGAGGAGGAGAGUGUCUGAGAGCUUCCUGUUACUGCAGCAUGCUCACAUAAAGCGUAAGGGUUUUGUUGAAGUAAAAAGCACUUUAAUUGUGUACUUGUGUUCUACAGUGUGAGAGUAUCAGGACUGGUUUCUGUUGUUUUGGCUUUCCUCUGCUGCAGGUCAGGUUUGAAAUAUCUAGGUUGGGUGACAACUUUAAGCUUUCAUCUGAGUCCUAAUACUAUGAAAUGUCCAUUUUCUAACUUAUUUAGCAAAGUUGCAUCAUCAUAUUGAUUAUGAAGUUAAUGUAUGAUUCUAGGCCGGACUGCCUCUGACAGAACAUCUAACAACAACCAAUGAGAGUGAGCAGACUGAAUAGCGUCACCAACAAGAUGUUAACUACUUUCACAACUUUACCUUCAUUUAAGCCGGGAUUUCACUCUUCCUUUUUUUACUUGAUAUUUUGCUGCAACUAGAACACAUGACAGGACAGUUGGCUGAGGAUUUCAAUUAUCUGCCAUGUUUGUUUGAUCAUGAGAUUUUCUGAGUGAAAUCUCAACUGUGAAAUUGUCACUGCAUACAGCAGGUGUGUGGUCUCAGUCUGAGAGCAUCUAGAUUAAUGUAAGAAAAUCAUUUAGUGUGUGGCCAUCCUUAAAUAACUACUUGAAAGUUCUGCUGACCCUAUUCUCUCUGCCAAAUGAAGCUUCGCAUCUCUAUUCUUAGUUUUUUUUCUUCUUUCUACAACUGCCACCUUCACGUGCAGCUCAAAUAACUUGGUCACUAAGUGACUUAAAAUGCCACAUCAAAGUGAAAUUGUAGAAUCAUUAAUGAAGGGUUAUCCUGGCCAAAAUGUAGUUGUUUUUGGAGAAAUAAAAACAUCCCCACCUGAAGCUGAUGCUGCUCCUAAAGCCUGACUUUUCCUCAUGUUUCCUGUAGAAAAAGUCUACCUGAAAAGGGCUUUAACACCUGCUUUUUUUACAUCCAUUAUAAACCCAAACAUUCUUCAAGCUGAGAGUUUGCAGUUAACCCUCUUGGUUCUCAUUAAAACCCUGAAAUGCCGCAGUGAAACGCCAAAACACCCAACGUGUCUGAAUUUUGCUGGCGUUGCUGUUUCUGUUUGAGCUCAUGGAGUCAAGAUGUGUGUUUAGAAAAAGUGGGCGGUCCUGAAAUAUUUCACUGAUGGUUGUUUGGGAGACGUGUUGACGGAGCUGCAGACUAGCUGCGUGUGUGUGACGCCUUUUUUUCAGAGCCACACAUACACACAGGGAGGAGAUGCAGGGUCCACUGUGAGGGGUGAUGACUCUGACUCUUAUGAACAAUAACUCUUCGCCCCAUCCACUUUAAUCUCAGGCAGGCCCGAUGUGAGGAGGAGUGUCCUCUCAGCCCAGUUUUCCCCAUGGGAAAUAUGUGACGUAGCACAUGAUGUUCGCCAUUUAACCCGUAGAUUUAGGAGAAAAAAAACCUUGUAUGUAUGUAUGAUGAGUGACCUUAUUCUUCUGUCUGCAACACAUUCACAUUUGCACACACUUCUCGCUCUGUCACACCUCUCCUGACACCUGCACUAACCCAGGUAUUCACUGACACCCCUCCUCCAACUGAAACCAAGGGGGGUCUUCAUGGACCACAUUUAGCUACACCCCCUCCUUUGUGCCCCUCCAUAAAGAGAAGCAAACAUGGUGUUUACAUGUCAAUUCUGUGAUCUUAUGAAAACAGUAAUGCCAAUGAAUCUGUUUGACUUUGUCAUCAGUGUGACAUCGUGUAGCUGCACUACGAGAGCAGGAAACCACUGAGUCUCCCCCUCCCCUCACCCAUCUCUGUACGGCUCGUGGUUUCAGCUCAGAGGUCGGCUCAGACUGCAGGAGUUUUGAAAUCUAGAUUCGUCACACAAUAGUAGAAAAACUUCUCUCUUGUAAGAUCAUGCAAUGCAUGUUGGAAUAAAGAAGACAAAAAUGA